UUACCUAGUGCUAGUAGUAAAGAGUAGAAGAACGUUUUUUUUCAUAUUGUUUUGCUAUCCUAAUAGACGCGAGGACUAUUUUAAAAUCCGGACCGUCGAAUCGGACCACCAUCGUUCCACCGGCGCCGUCGACCUCAAAGGCUCGAACCACCUUCCUUCUACUCAACUGCACUCGCACUCGUCGGCGCAAGCUCCCACCGUCGCACGCCUCAGCCGCUUCCAGUUAACAAGACCGAGUCAUGCAGCUCAGUCAGUGACUCACUCGCUGCAGUGACACAGUGCCUUGACCGGAUCGGUUUUUAAGUCCACUGUUUUCCUUUUUCGUCUCAUAGGAAAGGGAAAUAGCAUUUGGUCAUAAGAAAGGAAGGAAGGAAAAUGGUGUUUGGGCAAAUAGUGGUUGGUCCUCCUGGCUCUGGCAAAACAACUUACUGCAAUGGCAUGUCUCAGUUUCUUAGUCUUAUUGGAAGGAAGGUUGCUGUUAUCAAUUUGGAUCCUGCUAAUGAUUCGUUACCAUAUGAUUGUGCUGUGAACAUUGAGGAUCUUGUGAAACUAAGUGAUGUAAUGGUGGAACAUUCGCUUGGACCAAAUGGGGGUCUUGUGUAUUGUAUGGAUUAUCUUGAGAAAAAUAUUGACUGGUUGGAAGCAAAAUUGGAACCUCUUCUGAAAGAUCACUACCUACUCUUUGAUUUUCCUGGCCAAGUGGAACUUUUUUUUCUCCAUUCAAGUGCCAAGAAUGUCAUCCUGAAGCUCAUAAAGAAAUUGAACCUAAGGUUAACUGCAGUGCAUUUGAUUGAUGCCCAUCUUUGCAGUGACCCUGGGAAGUAUAUUAGUGCAUUGCUUUUAUCCUUGUCCACAAUGCUACAUCUAGAACUCCCUCACAUAAAUGUCUUGUCAAAAAUUGAUUUAAUUGAGAGCUAUGGAAAGCUAGCCUUUAACCUUGAUUUCUAUACAGACGUGCAAGACUUGUCAUAUUUACAAUACCAUCUUGAUCAGGAUCCUCGCUCUGCUAAGUACAGAAAGCUCACAAAGGAAUUAUGUGAUGUUAUUGAAAACUUCAGUCUUGUAAGCUUUUCAACCUUAGAUAUUCAGGACAAAGAGAGUGUAGGGAAUUUAGUGAAGCUGAUAGACAAAAGCAAUGGGUACAUAUUUGUUGGGAUGGAAACAAGUGCAGUUGAAUUUAGCAAGAUUGCGGUUGGUCCUGUUGAUUGGGAUUAUUAUAGAGUUGCAGCAGUGCAAGAGAAGUACAUGAAGGAUGAUGAUAAUGAAUGAUGGAGAAAGCUAAAUAAUUGAAAGAGAAUGACACCUUGUUAUUGCACAGGUAAUUUAUUGUGACAGUUUGGAUUUCUCGCCCUAGUAGUAAUGAAAGAUCAUGAAAACAUAGUGGAGGCAGGGGAGUUACUACUUUCAAGAUAUUAGCUAAUUCAGGGCUUGUCCAACGGCCAAAGAACUAUUUUAAGAUUUGGCUAACUUUGUAUAAUAUUAUAAUUCUGUAGCUUAGAGUUCUGAAUGAGAUUUUUGUUUGUUUUUUGAAGUCAAUUCAUGAUCGCAUCAAGUGUAUCUUUUCUUGGAGAUGGGUUUUGCUUGGGAACUAAGUAAUAUCUAUUCAUAUCACAAUAUACUAAAUUGAAGUACA
Molecule: messenger RNA, 1633 nt
Organism: Glycine soja
Lineage: Eukaryota; Viridiplantae; Streptophyta; Magnoliopsida; Fabales; Fabaceae
Product: GPN-loop GTPase QQT1-like
Exons: 13
Coding region: 376-1269 (297 amino acids)
Cellular component (GO): cytoplasm
Molecular function (GO): GTPase activity
Source: RefSeq, a predicted model, not a curated record